Molecule: messenger RNA, 1495 nt
Organism: Paramacrobiotus metropolitanus
Lineage: Eukaryota; Metazoa; Tardigrada; Eutardigrada; Parachela; Macrobiotidae
Product: DNA repair protein RAD51 homolog A-like
Exons: 5
Coding region: 191-1261 (356 amino acids)
Biological process (GO): reciprocal meiotic recombination; DNA recombinase assembly; mitotic recombination
Cellular component (GO): condensed nuclear chromosome
Molecular function (GO): ATP binding; ATP hydrolysis activity; double-stranded DNA binding
Source: RefSeq, a predicted model, not a curated record
GUUGAUUCUGCUUUUGAACAGACUUCGCGGUUUGCACUGUUCAAAGCUACUUAAACUUUUUAUUUCCGAGAUAUUCCCGUAUUCUUACUGGAUCUUUUACGCAUUAGGAUAGAGUUUCUACCAUUUUUUCUUUGUUUUUGUGAUUUGUAUUUGUGCUCGGUAUUUGUGGUUUGUGUUAACGUUAGCGAAGAUGUCUCGACAAAAGAAUAAGCAGAAAGCCCAAGAUGCAGACGCGAGCCUGGAAAUCGUUGAACAGCAGCCACAACAACAGGAAGAAGAAUCCGGAGAUGGAACUUCGCAACAUAUUUCUGUGCUGAAAUCUCGCGUAAAUCUGGGAGAAAAGGAUAUCAGAGCUUUAGUAGCUGCUGGUUUCAGCACUGUUGAAUCUGUUGCCUUUGCUCCUCUAAAACAUCUACUGACUGUCAAAGGCAUUGGAGAAUCCAAAGCUGGAAAGUUACACGAUGAAGCCGUCCAGAUGGUGCCGAUGGGUUUCAUGACGGCCACGGAAAUGCACGCCAAACGCCAGGAGAUCAUCCAGAUCAAAACGGGCUCGGUGGAGUUGGAUAAACUGCUAAAUGGUGGCGUGGAAACCGGAUCCAUUACCGAGAUGUUUGGGGAAUUUCGGACAGGGAAGACGCAGCUGUGCCACACUUUGGCCAUCACGUGCCAGUUACCCGUGGAUAUGGGUGGUGGUGAAGGAAAGUGUCUGUACAUCGAUACGGAAGGGACUUUUCGACCUGAGCGUUUGAUCGCCAUUGCGGAACGUUAUGGAAUGAAUUCUACUGACGCAUUGGAGAACGUCGCGUACGCCAGAGCUUACAACACCGACCACCAGUUGACACUUCUCCAGAUGGCUGCCGCCAUGCUGGCCGAAUCCCGUUUCGCCCUCCUGGUGGUAGACUCCGCUACUGCACUGUACCGGACGGACUAUUCGGGCCGCGGAGAACUGGCAGCUCGCCAAAUGCACCUGGCUAAAUUUCUGCGCUUCUUAAUGCGACUGGCCGAUGAGUUUGGAGUUGCUGUGGUUAUUACGAAUCAGGUGGUUGCUCAAGUGGACGCCAUGGCUUGUGGUGGAGAAACUAAGAAGCCCAUCGGCGGAAACAUCAUUGCUCAUGCCUCCACCACACGGCUAAUGAUGAAGAAAGGGAAAGGAGAAAAUCGCAUCUGCAAGGUAUAUGAUUCCCCGUGUUUACCGGAAGCCGAAGCGAAAUUUGCCAUUGAUGUUGGCGGUAUCGUGGACGCAAAGAAGGAUGACGAUUGAGUAUUAGAUCUCCUUACCGUUGCCAAAGUACGUUUUCUCUUAUUGUUCCUUUAUUCCGCUGUCUGUAUAGCCUUUACUAUAACCGGCCUAGCAGGUCCGAAGUCUUGGUCCGAAAUUUUAUUCAUUGAUUGAUAUUCAUAUGUAAAAAGCAUUAUGUGCAUCUCACAUACUGUUCUCGAGAAAUUGUCGUUGGACCUUGUUGUUUAUUGUUUGGAGAAUAAAAUACUGACGUUU